AUGUCACUGCGACCAAAUACUUUUAAAGGGUCAACGUCAGCCCGUUUUGUUAAAAAUCAGAUGACAACCAACUAUAGAAAUUCUAAUGAUUACCGCCAGCAAAAUGGGAGAAACCAGCAGCAACAACAACCAGUUGAUCCUUAUGUGGCUAAUAAUCCUAUGCUUAAUGAUUCAAUACAAAAGAAAGAAUUGGUUGAACGAAUAGACCACAUUGACUCGAUUAUGGGCUUUGAUCGUUUAGAACACGGAGAGAAUGACGGGAAUAAACCUCGAAAAGGUUGGUUAAUCAACAUGCACGCCACAACCAUCCCCACUGAUGAUUAUUUAACAGGAUAUUCCGGGGUAGAUUAUUAUUUCUUAGAUGAAGAAGGUGGAAGUUUUAAAGCCACACUACAAUUUGAUCCAUAUUUUUUUGUUGACGUGUUACCAGGAGAUCAUGAACUGGAAGUUGAAGAGUGGAUGAGAAAGUAUUUAGAAUCUGCAAACGUUAAAGGUUUUGGUCGAGUCAUAAAAGAAGAUUUGAAAUUACCUAACCAUUUGUUGGGUUUGAAGAAAACCUUGAUUAAACUAAGUUUCCAUAACAUUCAAGAUUUACUAGCAGCAAGAAGGUUAUUAUCACCCAUUAUCAAAGAUAAUCAACUAAAACGAGAAUCACGGAAUAUGUAUACGUUUAAAGAAAUAGAAACAAUAAUGGACCCCUCGGUAUACAUAGAUGAUAUAAGGGAAUAUGACGUUCCAUACCAUGUGAGAGUCUCGAUAGACAAAAAUGUUAGAGUUGGGAAAUGGUACGAUGUUUAUGCAAAGCAUUCCAAAGUUGAGUUCGUUGAAGAUAAAGAAAAAAUUGCAUUUGCCGAUCCGGUUGUGUUGGCAUUCGAUAUUGAAACAACCAAGGCACCUUUGAAGUUCCCCGAUGCCAAAAUUGAUCAAAUUAUGAUGAUAUCGUAUAUGAUAGACGGUGAAGGGUUUUUGAUUACAAACAGAGAGAUCAUUUCAGAAGACAUUGAUGAUUUUGAAUAUACUCCAAAACCUGAGUACCCAGGUAUGUUUACAAUUUUUAAUGAACCCGAUGAAAAGCAUGCGUUGAAGAGAUUUUUUGAACAUAUACGUGAUGUGAAACCAACUGUCAUUGCAACGUUCAAUGGUGAUUUUUUUGAUUGGCCAUUUGUGGAGAAUAGAACAAGAUUUCAUGAUAUGGACAUGUUUGAAGAAAUUGGGUUUGCCAAAGAUAAUGAAGGUGAGUAUAAGUCAAAAUAUUGUGUUCAUAUGGAUUGUUUCCGAUGGGUCAAAAGAGAUUCGUACUUGCCACAAGGGUCUCAAGGUUUGAAAGCAGUCACUACUGCUAAAUUGGGAUAUAACCCAACAGAAUUGGAUCCAGAAUUGAUGACCCCCUACGCUUAUGAUAAACCACAAUUGCUUUCUGAAUAUUCUGUUUCUGAUGCCGUUGCCACAUACUACUUGUAUUAUAAGUAUGUUCAUCCAUUCAUUUUUUCCUUGUGUACCAUUAUUCCAUUAAAUCCAGACGAGGUUUUGAGAAAAGGUACUGGUACGUUAUGUGAAAUGUUGCUUUCCGUGCAAGCAUACGAGGGAAACAUUUUAUUGCCUAACAAACAUUCUGAUCCAAUUGAAAGGUUUUACGAUGGUCAUUUACUAGAAUCUGAAACCUAUGUGGGAGGACACGUUGAGUCUUUGGAGGCUGGUGUGUUCCGAAGUGAUAUACCUACGCAUUUCAAGAUUGAUCCUAGUGCUAUCGAUGAACUAUUGGGAAACUUGCAUAACUCCAUCAAGUUUUGUAUUGAAGUUGAGAAUGGCAAGAAAAUGGAAGAUGUUGAUAAUUUUGACGAAAUCUAUUCACGGAUUGAAUCAAGUUUGUUGGAGUUGAAAAAUAAUCCGUCGAGAGAGGAGAAACCAUUAAUUUAUCACGUCGAUGUGGCAUCAAUGUAUCCAAAUAUUAUGACAUCCAACCGUUUGCAACCAGAUUCAAUGAAAUCAGAAGAAGAUUGUGCUGCCUGUGAUUUCAACCGUCCUGGGAAAAACUGUGAUCGAAGACUACCUUGGGCAUGGAGAGGUGAAUACUAUCCUGCUGAAAUGAAUGAAUACAAUAUGAUUAAACGAACUUUGCAAAAUGAAACCUUCCCCGGAGCUAGACCAUGGUUGCCUCCUAGAACUUUUGAUGAAUUGUCUUAUGCUGAGCAAGCAGCAAAGAUCAAAAAGAGAAUAUCAGAUUAUUCUCGGAAAGUUUAUCAUAGAGUCAAAUCCAGUAAAGUUGUUACCAGAGAGGCAAUCAUUUGUCAACGAGAAAACCCGUUUUAUGUCGACACUGUCAGAAGUUUCCGUGACAGAAGAUACGAGUUUAAAGGGUUAGCUAAAGUGUGGAAGGGGAAAGUUGGUAAAAUUGCAGCAAAUGACACAAUUGCCAAAGAUGAAGCCAAAAAAAUGGUAGUGCUUUAUGAUUCCUUGCAGUUGGCACAUAAAGUUAUUUUGAAUUCCUUCUAUGGGUAUGUUAUGAGAAAAGGUUCACGUUGGUACUCUAUGGAAAUGGCCGGUGUUACUUGUCUUACCGGUGCAACAAUUAUCCAAAUGGCGAGAGCGUUGGUUGAACGAAUUGGUAGACCAUUAGAAUUAGAUACCGAUGGUAUUUGGUGUAUUCUUCCUAAAUCAUUCCCAGAGAAUUUCAAUCUAAAAUGUAAAGAUGGAAAAAAGAUCUUUUUGGAGUACCCGUGCUCUAUGUUGAAUUAUUUGGUUCAUGAAAAAUUUACAAAUCAUCAAUAUCAAGAUUUGGUUGACCCUGACACCUUCAAAUACAAAACACGUUCGGAUAAUUCCAUUUUCUUUGAAGUUGAUGGUCCUUAUAAAGCAAUGAUUUUACCAACAUCAAAAGAAGAAGGGAAAGGGUUGAAAAAGAGAUAUGCAGUUUUCAAUGAAGAUGGUUCGUUAGCAGAAUUAAAAGGAUUUGAAUUGAAAAGAAGAGGAGAAUUGCAAUUGAUCAAAAAUUUCCAAUCUGAUAUAUUCAAGUUAUUUUUGGAAGGAGAUACUUUAGACACAUGUUAUCAAGCUGUUGCAACGGUGGCAAACAAUUGGUUGGAUGUAUUGGACACAAAGGGAGGCAUGCUUGAAGAUGAAGAUUUAAUUGAGUUGAUUUGUGAAAACAGAAGUAUGUCUAAAAGUUUGGCGGAGUAUGGAGAUCAAAAAUCUACUUCUAUUACCACUGCGAAAAGAUUAGGUGAGUUUUUAGGGGAGGAAAUGGUUAAAGAUGCCGGUUUAGCUACCAAAUAUAUUAUUAGUGCCAAGCCAAUAGGGUCUCCAGUCACUGAAAGGGCAAUUCCGGUAUCUAUUUUUUCUUCCGAUAAAAAAGAAAUAUUUUUGAAGAAAUGGUUAAAAGAUCCAUCUUUAAACAAAUUUAGUCCAAGGGAUGUUAUUGACUGGAAUUAUUAUUAUGAGAGAUUAGCAUCAGUGGUACAAAAGAUUAUUACUAUUCCAGCAGCUCUUCAAAAUGUCAAAAAUCCCGUCCCCAGAGUGCCUCAUCCAGAUUGGCUUCAAAGAAAAGUGAAAAGCAGUGAAGAUACUAUGCAACAAAAAUCAAUUUCGAAUUUCUUUAAGCAGACCACUAAAGAAAACAUCAAACUUAAAGAUAUAGAAGAUUUUGGUGAAGUUGAUGCUUCUGUGCCAAAGGGUAAAGUAGUUAAGGUUACUUCAAGAAAGAGAAAGUCUGGAAAGGCUAAUAUAGUUGAUGAUGCUGAAGAAGAUGAAAAGAAUCAAGCAAUUUUGAAUGGGCCAUGUCCAUCUAUGACGGAGGAUUAUCAAGGAUUUUUACAAUACCAAAAGGCAAAAUGGAAAGUCCAACAAGCUGGUCGAGAAAGACGAAGAAGAUUAUUUGGAACAAAUUCAGAGAGUUCACAAAGGUCUACUGUGGGAGGAAUGUUCAGGAAACGAGCUGAGAAUAUAGCUGGGUCAAAUUGGGAAAUCUUAGAGUACAAGCUAGACUCAACUAAGCCAGGGGAUUUGAAGGUAUAUGUAAGAGCUAGUGAUAAAGUUCACACAUUUACUUUCCAUGUUCCUAAAAAAGUUUAUGCUUCUUUCAAGACCAAGUUGUCUCAAAGGAAAAGUAUUCCUGGGUGUGAAAUCGAGGAAUCAAAUGCAAUUUUACCAAAUGGUCAUGAUGGUACAAAUCUAUACAAACUUACGAUGGCACAAUCUGUUUUCCAAGAACAAAUGAGUGAUGUGGAUAGUUUAUUACAGGACUCGAAUAUCAGGGGGCUUUAUGAAAGUAACAUUGAUCCUGUGUCUCGAGCUAUAAUAGAGUUGGGUAACACUAUUAAAUUUGAUGAUACAAGAGUAGGUGCUUUAGGGAAGGGGUUGAAAACUGGGUUCAAUACCAGAGAAUUGAUCAAAGUAAGUUCUGAGAGUUACUUGAGAAAGUUUGAUAUGGAUAUAGUUUAUUUGUUGCAUAUUGUUACCAACAGUUAUGAGUUUUUCGCUCUUUUUACUACUUGGGAGAAUGACUGUCAAAUGUUUGUUUUGAAGCCAUCUGCUAAUGCACAGGAAUUGCCAAGUAAUAUGCAUAAGAUUUAUCGUGACAUAUAUGAAUCCAAAAUGGAGAAAUUGGAGAAAGUCCUGAAUGUUGUGAAUUACCCUGCUGAAAUGUCAUUUGAUGUGAAAUAUUACCAUGACAGUGCCAAGUUGUUCAAGAAACUUAACCAAGUUAUUGGGAAAAUCCAUGAAAGCAGAAGCAACAAAGCAUUUUUAGCAAUACAAUCGCCGUAUUCCAGUAGAAUUUUAAACGUUUUGAAUACAACUGAAGAUUUCCCAACUAUUAAGAUGAAUAUCAGUGAAUUGUCCUUGCCAGCAGUUGGAUGGCAAUCGUUGAUUUCAAAGCGUGUGAUCAAUCAUUAUUUUGUUUUAGGGUCCUGGAUAAAGAACUUGACUGCAUUCGCUAAAUAUGCCAAUAUUCCGCUUUGUAACUUGCAGAUUGAAAAUAUUGGCUUUUUAGUUGAUAUUGAGUAUGCAAGAAGACUAAGUGAGAACAAUAUUGUGUUGUGGUGGUCUCCAAAUCCUUUGCCAGACCUUGGUGGGUUUGAGAUGGAUAGAAUGAUAGACUUUGACAGCUUGGCUUUCCCCACCAUUAACAAUCCAGAGAUUUACGAAACUGCAUGUUUGGAAGUUGAAAUUGGAACUUUGACUAUAAAUACAAUACUUACCAGUGCGCUUAUUAACGAAGCAGAGGGAACUGAUUUGGCAGAUGAAAAUAUGCAUUUUGAUAAAAAUAACGGUGCUUCCACUUUUGCUGAAGAUUCCUUUUCGAGUCCUGCAUUGUCAAUACUCAGAUCAAUGGUGAAAGAUUGGUGGGAUGAUGCAUUACGUAACAAUGUCAAUGCCGAUUCAAUAAUGAACACUUUAGUCACUUGGGUUCAGCGUAACGAUUCAAUGUUAUAUGAUCCUUCCUUACAUUAUCAUGUACAUAACUUAACUUCCAAGGCACUUUUGCAAUUAAUUAGUGAGUUCAAGCGAAUGGGGGCACAAGUGAUUUUUGCCAACAGGAACAAAUUGUUGAUUCAGACUUCCAAGAUUUCCGUGGAGAACUCAUACGCAUAUGGUCAAUAUAUUUUGAAAGCAGCCAGAUCUAAACCUUUGUUUAACUUUUUAGAUUUGAGAAUAGUCAAGUAUUGGGAUAUUUUGAUAUGGAUGGAUGAAUUUAAUUAUGGAGGUAGAAGCUGUACGGAAAUUGUCAAUGAAGAAAUGCAAAACUUGGUUCCAGAAAAUCAUUGGCACUUGCAAAAGUUCUUGCCAAUAAUAUUUCAAAAUGAAUUUGAAGAUUGGCUUGUGAUAUUCUUGGAUGCAUUGUCAAAAUAUAAAAAUGAGAAUUUACUUGGAAAGGGAGUUCAAGCAAAUACACCUAGAGUCACCCAAAUUGUUCACAUUUUAAAAGGUCAGAAAAAAUUACAAGCGCAAGAAGUAGAAGAAGAGGAAGUUGAUCAUGGAGUUAUCGAAACUUUUAAAAAACCAAUAUUACGAAGAAUUGAAAAAUUGUAUCGCCGACAACUUGAAGCCAUUCUUAAUCCCGAAUUUAAACAGGAAUAUGAAUUUCCAACCUUGGCCGGGUCUUAUUUGCAUAUGAAGAAUCCUGCUUUAGAAUUAGUGAAAUUUUUAUGUCAUGUGUUUGCAUUAUCAGAAAAAAGAUCUAAAGAAGUUAGAAUCUUGAAAAAAGAAUUAUUGUUAAUAUUUGAUGUUCGUGAUUUCAGUAAAGAUGCUACAUUUAGGGAUCCUUGUACAUCUUUGAAACUUCCUCACGUGAUAUGUGAUUAUUGUAAUCAUAUAAGGGAUAUUGAUUUAUGUCGUGAAGAAGAAAUCAAUAUUUGGAACUGUUUAAAUUGCCACAAAGCGUAUAAUAAGAUUGCUCUUGAAGAGGAAAUUAUCAACCAGUUUAACAAAUUGUUUGUCAAGUUUUAUGGUCAGGAUUUGAAGUGUAAUAAAUGUAAUCAAAUAAGACAGAACAACAUGGACUUACAUUGUAAAUGUUCUGGAAAUUGGGUCGAAACUAUUGGUUAUCACAUAGUUGAAAAACAAUUUCAAACAUUUGUGAAUGUGGCAAAAUUCUAUAAUUUACAGUUAUUGAAUGGCUUAGUUGAAGAGAUUGUUUGA
Messenger RNA from Candida dubliniensis CD36, 6636 nucleotides. RefSeq names its product DNA polymerase epsilon catalytic subunit (gene POL2). NCBI's taxonomy places the organism in Eukaryota, Fungi, Ascomycota, Pichiomycetes, Serinales, Debaryomycetaceae. Gene Ontology annotation, molecular function: zinc ion binding; DNA-directed DNA polymerase activity; nucleotide binding. Gene Ontology annotation, biological process: leading strand elongation; DNA replication; base-excision repair, gap-filling. Gene Ontology annotation, cellular component: epsilon DNA polymerase complex; nucleus. The record is from RefSeq and is a predicted model, not a curated record. Bases 1 to 6636 code for a protein of 2211 amino acids. The transcript has a single exon.